This is a messenger RNA of Closterium sp. NIES-67, 549 nucleotides long. The record is from the annotation of a GenBank genome assembly. Lineage: Eukaryota; Viridiplantae; Streptophyta; Zygnematophyceae; Desmidiales; Closteriaceae.
CAGCUGUGAACAUGCUGAGGGCAUUUGGGUGCAUGGUGGUGUUUCAUGUGCCUAAGGAGAAAAGAGGGAAGUUGGAGGCUUCUGGAAGAUGGAGUGCUGGGAGUGUGGUUGAGCAGAUUGAGGAAGAUGAGAUCGCUCACUGCUACUGGGCACCAAUCCCUGAGCCCAAGACUCGAGAGGAGGCCUUGAAUGGACCAAAUGGGGAGAAGUGGAAGGCGACUUGCCAAGAAUGCUUGUCUGCAUGGGCUGACAAAACACAUAAGGCCUAAGUGGCAUUGGGUGAGGAGACUCCUUGAUAAGGAGUGUGUGAAAAACUUUGUGUGGUGUGUGUUCUGGAGUUUGGGAAUGUGUUUUGUGUUAUUCUGUCUGAGCAGGUGUUUGUGAUGAUAGAUCUUGAGAAGAUCUUUCCGACGCAACAAGAAUCGCUUCAAUCGGAGCAAGAACGCGAAAGCUAUGAAGAUUCAAAGUUCAUGAGCUUGCGUUACAAUUGCGGCGGUUACAAAGUGAAGUUGUGGGGUGACUCUAUAUGGAGUUGGGACCUUUGAGGCU